AGUCGGCCCACUUGCGGCGGCGGCCGGCGACGCAGGGAUCACCGUCACAAUCACGUUGCACCUUCUGAUUCGAUGUUUGAAGGGCGGUGACCUAUUAAGCGUGCAUAAUGCAGAAGUUGAGCUAGUCCUAUAUCCUAGCUAUGGUAGCAGUUCUCUUGAGCACUCGAAGUCCAGUCCGAGAGCGACUUUGGAGACAUUGAAGGCCCCUUGCAUUUUGACUCUUUGUGCGAACGCUAGAAGCUCAGCUCAGCUCAGGCAAACCAAGCUCUUAGCUGACGUAUAUACAGAGGGCGCCUUUCUGGAACAACAACGAAGGAACUCAUCGGUGUACAUAUUUGCAGCGUCCGAUGACCGCAUCAGCUUUGGCACCCAAGAGCAGCAGCCUCAUGGAUUACUAAGCAGGCCAGGAUUCCAGUCUUGUUUCUAACAGUGUCAAGUUCACAAUGGCGCCUACUAACCGUGCCCUCCUUUUAGCAUUGCUCUGCCUCUACCCCUCGCUAGCAUUGAGCCAAUCAGGUUUCAAUCCGUAUCCUGGGUACUCAUGUCCCCCUGCCUUUGCGCCAAUCAGCACCUUCAGAGGAGACACCUACCAUGCAUGCACUGAAGACGUAUGCUACAAUGAUGCCGUCGGUUGCGGUCCUGGCAACACAUGUAGUGAGAAGUCCUCAAGUUCGCCGUUUGGGAAUUUCUACGAGCGUUCCUGUCAGUGCAAGCCCCCAUAUGUACAGGGCCUCGUGCAGGGCUACUACACGUACCGCACCAGUUGCUACAUCCCAGGUAAUGACGUGUGCAACCCCAACCCUUGCCAGAACGGAGGCACAUGCUUCCCGCAGCGGGAGACGUUGUCGGCUCCGCCCUGGGACGACCCGAACGGAACCAUUGUCGACUUUGGCUGCUCAUGCCCCCAAGAAUUUGCUGGACGGACGUGCUCCCUUCCGCUCGUGAACGGUCAAUUUCCAGAAGUGAUUGCUACGGCGCAAGGCUAUUCGGGCCCGCUAGCGGCUGUCGGUUUCGGGGAUUCACGUCUCUGCGACGACGAUACGUUCUUCCGCGCGUGCCUGUACGCUGAUGGCAAACACUACGUGUGCUGCGACGGAUUGUGCGGUCCGAUUGGACCAGACGGAAUGACGCCACUGUGCGUUGGCUCGGGGAUUGUGCCCAGCCCAAAUGACUAUCCGAUAGCCCCAAGUCCUCCGAACCCCGGUCCGACGCCGGCCCCAAUUCCGUUUCCGCCGCCAGUCGCUAAUCCUCAAGGUCUUUGCGGGCUCGGCUAUGCGAGCCCGUACCCAAUCCGAUGCUAUUUCAACAACGACCCCCAGGGCCGCUACGUUUGCUGCGACCUGGAAGGGUGUGACGGGUUCAAUCCUCCAGACAACUUGGAACCUCAUUGCAAGGCCAGUGGUGGACUAAUUGUGACCCCGGAUUCUGGAAACCCUCCUAACCCCCCCCAGACUUCCCCGCCUUCGGAGCCCCCCAGUGGGUCACAAGGUGUGUGCGGGUCAGGCGCUGCGAGCCCGUUCCCAACCCGAUGCUAUUUCAACAACGACCCCCAAGGGCGCUACGUGUGCUGCGAUUCGGCAGGCUGCAACGGAUUCAACCCUCCUGACAACCUGAUCCCCCACUGCAAAGCCAACGGAUACGCGCCCCCCGGCUAUGGCGUCGGGAGUCCUUCUACCCCCCCGGCAACUGCCCCGCCUUCAGUACCCCCCAGUGGGUCACAAGGCAUUUGUGGCUCCGGUGCCGCCGGCGCUUUCCCCACCCGGUGCUACUUCAACAGCGACCCCCAGGGCCGCUACGUCUGCUGCGACGCGGCCGGCUGUGACGGCUUCAACCCGCCCGACAAUCUCUUCCCCCACUGCAAGGCGAACGGAUAUGUGCCGCCCGGCUAUGGCGUCGGGAGCCCCGAAACUUCCCCGCCCCCUAAUUCGGGGCCCCCAAGUGGAUCGCAAGGCGUCUGUGGGACCGGGGGCGCAGCGGCCUUCCCCGUCCGCUGCUACUACAACAACGAUUCGCAAGGCAGAUACGUAUGCUGCGACUCCGCUGGCUGCGACGGGUUCAAUCCACCGGACAACUUCUUCCCCCAUUGCAAGGCCAACGGCUAUGUCCCGCCAAGCUUGUAAAUUGAGGUUUGGCGGCGAGGCUAUGAGUUGCUAACAUGACGAGCAUAAGGAUUGCUCAUUUAGUGUCUGAUGUUGAUAGGUAUACGCACAACUUGACCUCUUUUGAACCCGUUGCAGCAAGCGCUGAUAGACGCGUCCUAGUAAAUUUGAGAGCACUAGGUCCACGAGUAAGUGAGUCAAGUUCACAGUGAGUCCGUGUACUGCACGACAAUUAUAUCCAACAAGUUUGCAGAAUCUACUUUAUAUUGAAAUUAAGUCUCAGAGUUGGAAGAUAACAAAUCCUUUAAAACACAAUGGAUGCAUAUAUAGGUG
This is a messenger RNA of Klebsormidium nitens, 2432 nucleotides long. The record is from the annotation of a GenBank genome assembly. NCBI's taxonomy places the organism in Eukaryota, Viridiplantae, Streptophyta, Klebsormidiophyceae, Klebsormidiales, Klebsormidiaceae.